CCUACCUCCUCAAACUUAGAGAGAGAAGAAAAAAAAAAAAAGAACCACUUCUAGAGAGAGAGAGAGAGUGAUACAGAGAAUAGUCAGCACAGCAUGCAUCAUACUGAAUCAUCGUCGUCUUUGGGUCCGGGAGGGCUAGACAUAGCUCAAGCCUUCUUCAAGCCAAUCCAGAAUAUGGCUCCACCAUCACCCACCAACCGACACACCAAGAUCUCCGUAAUCGGCACCGGAAACGUGGGAAUGGCCAUAGCCCAGACCAUCCUGACCCAGGACUUAGCCGACACACUCGCCCUCGUCGACGCCAUUCCCAACAAGCUCCGCGGCGAGAUGCUCGAUCUCCAGCACGCCGCCGCCUUUCUUCCUCGUACCAAGAUCCUCGCCUCCGUCGACUACUCCGUUACUGCCGGGUCGGAUCUCUGUAUUGUCACCGCGGGUGCCCGACAGAACCCGGGUGAAUCUAGGUUGAAUCUGUUGCAGAGGAACGUGGCUCUGUUCUCGAAGAUUGUUCCGCCUCUGGCGAAGCACUCGCCGGAGACGAUCUUGUUAAUUGUGUCGAAUCCGGUGGAUGUUUUGACUUAUGUUGCUUGGAAGCUUUCUGGGUUUCCUUCGAAUCGGGUUAUUGGGUCGGGUACUAAUCUGGAUUCUUCGAGGUUUAGGUUUCUGAUUGCUGAUCAUCUUGAUGUUAAUGCUCAAGAUGUGCAGGCGUACAUUGUGGGAGAGCACGGUGACAGCUCAGUGGCGCUAUGGUCGAGCAUCAGUGUCGGUGGAGUGCCGGUGUUGAGCUUCCUAGAGAGGCAGCAAAUCGCCUAUGAGAAGGAAACAUUAGAGAAAAUUCACAAAGAAGUUGUGGAAAGUGCAUAUGAGGUGAUUAGUCUAAAGGGCUACACAUCAUGGGCAAUUGGGUACUCAGUAGCCAACCUGGCUCGAACCAUACUCAGGGACCAGAGGAGGAUCCACCCUGUUUCAGUCAUUGCUAAGGGGUUUUAUGGCAUUGCCGAUGGGGAUGUGUUUUUGAGCUUGCCGGCGCAGCUUGGCCGGAGCGGGGUCUUGGGGGUCACCAAUGUGCAUCUUACUGAGGAGGAGGCACGGAAGCUCAGGGACUCUGCUAAGACCAUUUUGGAGGUGCAAAACCAGUUGGGUGUUUGAGAGGGGACAAGUCAGAAUUAUGGGUUUUAUGAUUAUAUAUGUUUUCCUUUUGUUCAUUGUCUCUACUUCUUGUGGUUUUAAUUAAUCUAUUGGAGAUGUUUUCAUGCUGAGUUCAAUUUGAUAACCAAUUAAAUAUUUAAAA
This is a messenger RNA of Camellia sinensis, 1288 nucleotides long. RefSeq names its product L-lactate dehydrogenase B. Gene Ontology annotation, molecular function: L-lactate dehydrogenase (NAD+) activity. The record is from RefSeq and is a predicted model, not a curated record. Gene Ontology annotation, cellular component: cytoplasm. Lineage: Eukaryota; Viridiplantae; Streptophyta; Magnoliopsida; Ericales; Theaceae. Gene Ontology annotation, biological process: pyruvate metabolic process; lactate metabolic process.